Messenger RNA from Culex pipiens pallens (northern house mosquito), 6284 nucleotides. RefSeq names its product CCR4-NOT transcription complex subunit 6-like (gene twin). Gene Ontology annotation, molecular function: poly(A)-specific ribonuclease activity. The record is from RefSeq and is a predicted model, not a curated record. NCBI's taxonomy places the organism in Eukaryota, Metazoa, Arthropoda, Insecta, Diptera, Culicidae. Bases 84 to 1157 code for a protein of 357 amino acids. Gene Ontology annotation, biological process: nuclear-transcribed mRNA poly(A) tail shortening. The transcript has 4 exons. Gene Ontology annotation, cellular component: cytoplasm; nucleus; CCR4-NOT complex.
UGUCCGUAGCGCCGCCACCGCAACGUCCCUGGAUCCCGCUGGCGAGGCCAAAUCGGUCCCGGGGUGCAUGUAUAUUCACCGUCAUGUGCUAUAACGUACUGUGCGAUAAGUACGCCACCAGACAGAUGUACGGCUACUGCCCGAGCUGGGCCCUGAGCUGGGAGUACCGGAAAAAGGCCAUCCUGGACGAGAUCCGGCACUACUCGGCGGACAUCAUCAGCCUGCAGGAGGUCGAGACGGAUCAGUUUUUCAACUUCUUCAAGCCCGAGCUGAAGAACGACGGGUACGAGGGCAUCUUCUCGCCCAAGUCGCGCGCCAAAACCAUGUCCGAGAGCGACCGGAAGUACGUCGACGGGUGCGCCAUCUUCUUCCGGUCGAGCAAGUUUUCGUUGAUCAAGGAGACGCUGGUGGAGUUCAACCAGCUGGCGAUGGCGAACGCCGAGGGCUCGGACAACAUGUUGAACCGGGUGAUGCCAAAGGACAACAUCGGGCUGGCGGCGCUGCUUAAGGUGAAGGAGAGUGCGUGGGAGGGUUUGACGGUGGAGCAGGCCGCGAUCUCACAGCCGAUUCUGGUGUGUACGGCGCACAUCCACUGGGAUCCGGAGUUUUGCGACGUCAAGCUGAUCCAGACGAUGAUGCUGAGCAAUGAGAUCAAGACGAUACUGGACGAGGCAAGCCACAGCUUCCGGCCCGGCCACAAGUACGACACGAACAACGUGCAGCUGGUGCUGUGCGGUGACUUCAACUCGCUGCCGGACUCGGGCGUGAUCGAGUUCCUGAGCGCCGGCCGUGUAUCAAUGGACCAUCAAGAUUUCAAGGAGCUGGGCUACAAAUCCUGCCUGCAGCGUAUAUCAAAUUGUGAUACACCAAAUGAAUUUACUCAUUCCUUUAAGCUAGCGUCUGCGUACAGUGAAGAUAUAAUGCCAUAUACAAAUUAUACAUUCGAUUUUAAAGGUAUUAUUGAUUAUAUAUUUUACUCGAAGCAAGGUAUGGUCCCGCUCGGUCUACUCGGGCCGAUCUCGGGCGAGUGGCUGCGGGAGAACAAGGUGGUCGGCUGCCCCCAUCCGCACAUACCGUCGGACCACUUUCCGCUGCUGGUGGAGCUCGAGCUGAUCCACAUGGCGAGUAACCAGAACGGCCUCAUCGGUCGGAGGUAGCAAUAAAACUGGCGCAAAACAGCCGCCGCCGUCGCCGCAGCGGCCCCAGCAUCCACCACAAAACAAUAAGAAUCAUCAUCACUCUAAAGCAGCAGCAGCAGCCGGAACAACACCACGUGGCAGACGUAGCACUAGUACCAGCAGCAGCAGUAGCAAAUUGAACAAAAAUCUAGCAGGCCCCGGGCCCUGCCCAAUCUAGUACCACCAAUUUGACCUUGACGACACCAAGAAGACUACGACCAUCACCAGCACCAGCAAACAGCGCAGAGCCUACUUCUCCCAAGUACCAACACAGCACACACCCACGUCAACACACAACGACGGAAAGGCAGAGCCGGAACCUCCCUCCACAAAAAAACAGCAGUUAGGGAGGGAAUGUUAGUAAGAUCAAGCGCGCGCGAGAGAGAGAGAGGUUUGAAUCUCAGCUAAAAGACCAACCAAACGCAACCAUGCAAUAGUUUAAUCGAUGAAUGCGCGCGCACCGUGAAAUCGAGAUAGUGUCCAAAAAGUGAGCAAAAAACCCCAAUUUAGUUUUGUCCCCACCCUCUUCUAAGCGCCCUUCGGGAACCCUGCGGGUUUCACCCCGGAGGCGUCAGUUUUGUGAUAUUUAUUUUUUACUUAGGAUUUUACUUUAAAUUGUACAAACUCAACAAAACAAACAAAAAAAAAGCAAAAGAAAAUCACAAACUUUUUCGACCAAAAACAAAGCAACCAACACACAUUCAUCGAUUGUCGAUUAAUCUAGUACUACAACCGGAACCGGAAAGCUUUAGAAAACAAAACAAAAAGAAACUGUAAAAAAUGGCCCCUCACAAGCCUCUCUCUGCAUGUUUUUGUGUUCGUCGAAUCCCGCGUAGGCUACUUGGAUCCAACCACAAACUCACACACACACACACUUCGCAUGGCAAACUGGAAAAAAAAAUCAGCACCAACCUUUUUAAUUACUCUGGAUUUAUAUUUCCUUUUUCGGUACUACAGUAGAUUCACCCACCUUUUUUUUGUUUAUAUUUUUUUCUCGGAAAACGUGUAGGCAAAGUAUUUUGAGCUCCUAGAAUGUAAGACUGUAAUUUGUAGCAACCGGAAGAAGAAGAGGCAGUAGGGCAAAGAGCGCGUUUAUCUGCGACGAAAGCGCACGAACAAAGUAAGAAACCAAAUAACAACAUUUAAUGAAAAAAAAAACAUACACAGAAAAAUGAAAACAAAAUGUCUUUUUGCUAACCCAAGGUUGUCCCGUCUUUUUGAUCAUUUUUUAAGUGUUAGGGAGCGCGCUAGCCUUGAAGUUAACUUUGGCGAAGAUCGCAACUCGAUACGCCUUCAUACUCCAAACAACUUUUUAACUGUUUCUCAAACUUUGUCGCCCAUACAAGUAUCCAUACAAUACAAUUUUGGCAGCUGUCCAUAAAAAACGGGUACGAACAAAUUUGAACAAGAAAAAAAUCUGAUCGAUUUGGUGUCUUCGGCAAAGUUGUAUUGGUAUUGGUGACGAUUUUUCCAAACUUUUUAGCCAUAGAGAAGUACUGACAAAAAGUUUGCUGCCGUGUUUCUUUGAGCAAAAAAAACAUAGAAAUCUUACCUAAACACAUCUUUUCACUUCACGUAAAAUUUAAUUUGCAAUCGUAAAUACACAAUUUUUUUGUAAGGUGCAUCAUUUUCAAGUAAUAGCAACUUUAAGUCUAAUUAAUGGCAAAAAAAUGAUUUUGAUUUUAUUUUUUAAUAUAAUGAGCUGAGACUGGUGAGACAUUUGAAAAAAUUAUUUGAACUUUCAAAAUCGGACUAUUAGUUUCUGAGAUAUCCCUGCAAAGAAUAUUUUUUUUACUUUUUUAUUUUUAAAUUACGUUUAUCUAUGUACCAAAAAGAUUUAUUUUUCAAAAUUUUAAAAUCUGUCCUAAUCUUUGAAAAGAUAGUUCGAUCUCAGUUUUUUAUUUGUUUACUUUUUUUCAAGUAAACCAAUACUUUUCUAUAUUUACGUGAUUUUUUAAACUCUAUUUAGAAAAAAAAUAUUCUUGAAAAAGUUUCAAUAGAAAAGACUUUAUAUUUAAAGAAAUCUUCACUCAUUUUGAAAAUAUUUUGUUGGUUAUCCAAAUUAAAAUAUUUUGAAAGGUUUUUUUUUGUUAAAAAGUCUUACCUGAAGCAUAUCUUUGCAUUUUUUCGAAUAAAUCUAUUUUUUCGUGAUUGUUUUUUUUUUUGCGAUAAUUUCAUUUUUUCCAAAUAUGAGCAAAACGUGCUCAUAUUCGAUCAUUCAAAAUUGCCAGUUUUUUUUUUUUAAGUUGGCUUGGCUUUGGUUCUGGCAAAGAUGUUGGAAAAAUUUCUCGAACUAAUAAGAUUCGUGUAACAGUUUAUAUCGGCUCGCGCUGUAGUUGGUUGUAGUUAAAUUCAUGCAUUUUUCCUAUAAGUCAUAGUACAUUUGUAUUUACUAACAUUUGCAAUCUAGUACUUCUUAAGUUAUCCUUACCAUAAAAAAAAAUUUCUUAAAAUACGCCCCUUUUCUUUCCAUUUCCCGCAUUUUGUUUUCUUCACCUCACAUGAGAUUACAAACGAAAACAUCAGCCAAACGUCGCUCACCAUCAAAAACAAACACAAAGCGCUACAAAACAAAACACGAAACAAAACACCCAAAAGACAAAAACGAAAUGUGAUCUUAUUAAAGUUUUAAAACAAACACACGUGUGCUGUUGAAAUUAACUCGUAAACAAAAGCAACAAAAAUAUUGUAAAAAAAAUAACAGAUUGUUACUUUAAUAUCUCUAAGAUCAGAUAUAAGCGAAAACAGAAAAAAGUACAAAGUAUCAACAACACUCACUGUGAACACGUGCGCGAUCGGAAAAAAGUUAAAAAUAGUGCUGCAAACAAAAACAAUCAUCUCUCGAACAGAAACCUUAAGUUGGCUUGCUAUUGGUUAGUGUCAAACCAUACUUCAUUUCGUUAUGAAGUGCUACUCUAGUUUUCAGUGUGAACUGCAGCUUCUCUGAGAAAAAAAAACACCCUGAAAUGAUUUUCUAUCAACGAAUUUGAAAUAAUAAUUUAAAUUAAACUUUUUCCCAUACAUAAAAUUCAUCUUGAAUGGUAGUAUAAACUUUUGUUCUCCACUCAAAAUUUGAUUUUGCUUGUCUAAUCGUUUUUUUCAAUCAAAACCUGCUGCAUUCUAGUACUACGUUUGGCCACUGCUGGCCAAAGAGACAAAAUCCCCUCUAUUUUUAGUAGUAGUAGUAGAAGUAAUUAUUCUUCACUGUACAGGACGACGCUUGACGCGGAACCGGAAUACCCGAUCUCGAGCCGUUCGAAUCGAAAACCAUUUAAACGUAAACGCACUCUCACACACCCACACACGAAAAAAGAACAAUGGCAGUUUGUAAGGAAGUUUAAAAAAAGGGGGUAACUGAAAAGGACUUAUCAUGGUACCUGUAUUUUCACCAUCUUUUCUAAGUAAACACACGCAACAACAUCAACAACCACAACAAAAACAUGGGAAAAGGGAAAAAACAAACAUGGCUUGAUGAAAUUUAAGGUGAAAAAUUCGUAAAAUUCAUCACGAUCUGAAGUCCAUUCUAGUUCCUCAUUACAUUUGGUUUAAUGGAGAAUCGUCGAACAAAAAAAACAUCAACUUGCAGAUCUAGUGCGAUCUAGGGAUUCUUCUGUCGAAGAUCGCUCAAUUUCAUGCAGUUCCUGCAUUUUCUAGCCAACUGAGCUACAGAACAUAACUUGAAACUUUGAAAUAAUCGAAAAAAAAAUGAUUUUCUUAGUUUAAGAAAAAUUAAAAUGUUGAUUUUUAACAUAUUUGAGUUCGACUUUCUGAGUAAAAAUACAAAAAAUCCCGUUUUCGCAAAUUUGUUAAAUUUUGAUUUUUGAACCCAAUAUUGUCACCAUUGGUUAAUCUUUCUUUAAGUGAAUUCUAGUACUUCGUUCUCGUUUCAUUCUGUUCUUUCAAGAUUUCUAAAAAAUUCAAAGCAAUUAUUAAUCUUAAUCCUUUUUGAUAUGUUUGUUCUGUAGCCGUGGCUAAAACAAAAUCAUCGCCAUUUUUUAAGAAGCUCAUCGCCAAAAAUAUCGCACACUGACACAAUCACAAAACACAUUGAAUGCAUCGGUAUAUCCAUACUCUUAAGCAGUCCUAGAUAUGAAGUUGAAGACAAUGAGACAAAGGAAUAAAAAAAAGAGAAAAAACACUCUAAAAUCACGGUAACAUUAAGCGAAUGGUUAUGUGCAGUCUGUAACAGAUUACGAAAUUUGCAGCAAAAGGGAAGGGAGUGACACUCAUGCAAACAUUAAAAAUCAACAUGAAGAAAAAGGAAAUUAUAUUUUUAAAGAAUAAACACUCACACAGAAACAUAAAAAAAAAAACACUACACGGACAAAGUUAAAAAAAGAGGACUAGCAAAACAGCAAAAACAAAACAAACAAAAAACACUUCCGUCGCACACGUCAAAAACACAUAGAAAAAAAAGAUAAACAAACAACUCGUGACAGUAGCAAAACACUUUUUGGACCUCAGCAAACAAAAUCAACUAGCUUAAAAGUGUGUGUAAUUGACCUGGCUUGAGAACAAUAGAGAAAAAUCAAUCAACAUUCAAACUUUUUCCAAACUGCAGAUCCAAAAACAAAACAAAAAAGAAGCAUCAAAUUUGCAGACCGCAUUUUAACAAUUAUAAUAGAGUAAAACAGAAUAAGGUAACAAGCAAGCAUAAUUGGCAAACAAAAUAAGCAAACACAGAGGAAAAAAAACCGAUUAUGCGAAUAUUUAUUUGAUCGUAAAAACACACACACACACACACCGAUACAAACGUGAAGAAGAAAACAGCAGUGAAUAAAAGGAGAAUAGAUGUUGCAAGGGAAAAGUAGUGAAGGUGGAUAAAAAAACGUUUUUUUCUAAGUUGCAAUAAUUUUAAAACGCAAGUCAGCGAAACGUAAGGGAAGCCGGUGGCGCAAACAGUGUAAUCAAAAGAAUCAAAGUUUUUUUUUUCGUUAGUAAAUCUGAGGAAAAUGAGAAGUAAACAAAGUAAACAAACACACAGAAAAUAUAUUAGUUGAAGCGAAGAAGAAGAAGAGGAAGGGUACGGGCGUUUGGUGAGACUGGAAUAAAGCAGAAUUUAUGCAAUGACACAAAACAAAACAAAAAAACACACUCAGACAAAAA